Brienomyrus brachyistius is the source of this 6955-nucleotide messenger RNA. Its product is annotated as kinase non-catalytic C-lobe domain-containing protein 1. NCBI's taxonomy places the organism in Eukaryota, Metazoa, Chordata, Actinopteri, Osteoglossiformes, Mormyridae. Gene Ontology annotation, molecular function: guanyl-nucleotide exchange factor activity. Bases 305 to 5767 code for a protein of 1820 amino acids. The record is from RefSeq and is a predicted model, not a curated record. The transcript has 30 exons. Gene Ontology annotation, biological process: small GTPase-mediated signal transduction.
UAGACUGACGGCAGUUUGUUUCAUAUCGUUCAGUUCUGCAUUAUGAAUUCGAAUAUAACGGGUUUUUUAUAUGUGAGAACUACUGCAGGGUUACUAAUGUCGCAUAAUGAAACGAAGAAGUAGGGAGAAUGUUCUGAAAAAAAGUACUCUGUGUCGGGUGUCGCUUUUCGGUUCUGUGCCACAUUUCUUGCGUCGGUCGGGAAAACGGCGAGGGGGCUAAAGUGUCUCCUUCGUUUGCGCAGAGACGGCGACGCGGCGCCAUGGCACCGUUAUCGGGAUAUUGGUGAAGGCGAGAAAAUAGUGCAUGAAUGUGGAUGCCAUGGGUACGUUUGAAACUGCUGUGGCCGCGUAUUAUGAAGACGGGGAAGAGGAGGACGACCAGUGUUUGGAAUUCGAACCUCUUCCCACGCUCUUAGAAGACGAGGAGAAUGUCUCUCUCGCGGACAUCCUCUCUUUGCGGGACAGCUGCCUAUCGGAACAGGAGGUGUGGGCAGUGUGCUUGGAGUGUGUCCUCUCCUUGCGUAGCAUUGCCCAUUCACCACUCUUCCACACCCUCUGUAUCACCCCAGACACUCUGGCCUUCAAUGCCCACGGCAACGUCUGCUUCAUGGAACAUCUUAGCGAUGAUCCUGAGGGCUCAUUCACACCACCAGAGUUUGAUAGGACUGGUAACACCUUUGAGGGACACAUAUUCUCCCUGGGGACCACUCUGGCUGUCUCCCUUGAUUUUGUCAUUGAGCCAGAAUUACAGCCGGAGCUUGGCCCAGAGGUUAAAAGGCUACUGGAUCGGAUGCAGCAGGAGAGACCAGAAGAUAGACCAAGCGUCCAGAACAUCAUCGUGCUGGCGAAGGUAAAGUUAAGGAAUGUGUCCUCUUUGAGCAUCUGUCGGAAGUUGUCUGCCAUUGGCCGGCGUGUCCUGUCAAUCGAAUCUGUAGGAACAUUUCAAGAUGGCUUGGAAACAUCAUGUGGAAUUCAUGAACAACAGCUGAAAGCCAAGAGGCAGUUUCACGAACAGAAUCCGGUUACUGGUUUGUCCAGCAUGGAGAACCUCAGUCCUGAUCUUAGCAACACUGAACACAUCGUCCAGUCACAGAGAGAGGAGCAUAUCUUUGACUUGCGCUUGGACAGCAGGUCCCAGAACAGUUCCCCCGUCAGGAGGCGCAUACAGGAAAGGGGUGGGAGGACCAGAGGAGUGCUCAACCGCUCCAGUUCCGUCCCUGAUUCCAACAAUCCGCCGCCAAUCCAGCCUCAACUGGUUGACCUGAAUGCAACUGUAACUGACCUUACGGAAAUAGGCUCAGAGGAAUUUCCUGUCAAUGUAAUCAUCAAGAGUAUGAUGGCUCGCAAGAGCAGACGCAGCCAUCAGUCAGACCAUGAUGAAUAUGAUUGUUCAGCGAAAGAUGGGUGUGGUGAGACCAGGGGAUUGCUGGGAUUUUCUCCUGAUAAAAACCACAACAUUCCUCAAUCAUUCCAUGGCUGUGCACAGGAUCCAGAGAGUGCCCUCUUGAGCAGAAUUUUCAACGGGAAUGCCCCUACUGACUCUGUGUAUAAUGAGACCUCAGUAAAGAGCAUACUCUAUACCAGCAAUCGCAUGACCAAAAGCAUGCUGUGCCUCAAUGAAGAAACUCAGGAUGAAUGGAUCUCCCUGAAGGAGCUGCUCUCUCAUAGCUAUCAGCCUUUGUCAGUGAACGAGCUCUGGGGCCUGUGUUACAUAUGUCUGUCUACACUACAGACUUACAUUGACUACCCAGCCUAUUUAUGCCUGGAAUCUGUUUACAUCAGCUGUGAAGGGGAGAUGCUGUUCCUGAAAACUAAAAACACAGGAUCCUGCGAUGCCUUUUAUCUGGCACCAGAAUUCCAAGAACAUGGAAUUGUUACAGAAAAGGCCUGCGUUUAUGGGGUUGCAGCUAUCCUUUGGUCCACAGCCAAGUUCAAUUUAUCCCCCAACCAAAAAUUAGCAAUGCCAAGAAAACUGAAAAGACUGCUACUGGAAAUGGCAAAGAGAACUCCUAUUGAGAGGCCGUCAAUUGUGGCAGCAAAAAAGAGUUGUCGGGAUUACCUGCUACGCCAGCGUACCACUCCUGAGGAAGUUUGGGCAAAAUUAAUCAACAGGCUUUGCAAGUCAGACCACUGGAAUAAGAAUAUAGGUUCUCCAAGAAUUUUGGACACUAAGAAAAGGUCUGAUAUAAAAGUGUCUUCAAGCAGCAAGAUGGGGUUUGCACCCAUGACUGGAAGGGAUAAGCUGUCUCCUGUCCAGGGACCUGUCCCAAAGCAGUGCUGUGCCACCACAGCCUCCUCUCUCCCCGAUGCCUUCACAUCUUCUGCCACGCAUUUCAAACCCAUUGUACUUGCCCAAGAUGGAACUACUACAAGGGAGACCCUGACCCAGCAAGGAACUGGGGGGAAUAGUGAGUAUGGCAGUAACAAUCAUCUGAAAGCCAAACCAGAAGACAAAGACAAUGCACCCAUGGAGUGUGUGCCACAGGGUCCAAAGGAAGAUGCCAUUUAUCUUGGCUCCCAGGAGAGUGUUUGUUUACCAGAAUCAUCCACUUCCACCAGUGGAAAGAUGUUAGUCAACAGCCCAUCACUGACAACAGCGCAACAUACUGAAUGGGAGGGCCAGACUCUUCCUCAUCACUGCAGCAGUACAUCUGCCUUCUCCACCAAUCAGAUCACUGGCAGCAUGUACAACAGCUACCUCCUGAGGCAAGACCCCAAAACGGGACAGCUGACAUUGUUCCCUGUACACAUUGCUGCUCCAGAGCCCAUUCCUGGCCUGAACAUCAACAUCCCCCCACUAUCAGCCGUACCUAGUGAGCUCGCCUUGAGCUCUGUGGAUCAUGGGGCCCCUAAGACGUCAGCGGGAAGCUGGAGAUCACCUGCUGAAGCAUCUCUCACCUCACUGGCGCCACCACAGAUGGACAGGGCUCCAAAGCACAGAGACUCUGGGGGAGAAGGUGGCAGAGGACAGUCCCUAAGAAGUUUGACUCAGUCUCCUGCAGAACAGCCUCUUUCAACCCAGGUCCAUCCCUCUCUACAGGCGGUCUUGAACCUCAUUAGAGCAGAGUUUGGCUUCGACAGCUAUCUGGAAAAUGGAACAGAGGACCUCAAAAUGGGGGAGUAUAUAUUCUCUCUAAGAGAUCUCCAGUAUGAUACGUUUUGCAGUGCUGUUUCUGAAAAAUUCUUGGAUUUCUGCUGGAAUGAGAAAUUACUAGAAGCACUUUACAACGUGGUGAACGGAAAGCAGACCUCUAUGUCUGCUUGGAGCUCUACAAUGCGACCUAUCUCUAAUGUUCAGCCCUCAUCAAAGGAAGCAGAAAGGGCAGCCACCUCACCCCAGGGUGGAGAGCACAACUACGUAGUGCAAGCAUGGGAGCCGAAUGACGUGAGCUCAGACAGAGACAGCCAUGCAAACACAGGAAAGAUUCUGAGAAGGUCGCUCAGUGCACCUGAGCCCCCAUCUACCUGUGCAACUGUAGAAAAACCAGAGGAACUUCAUAAAGAUCUCAACAUAGGCAAUACUUCUCUAUCUGCUCCUGUGGAAGGAAUAAAAGGUGGAGAGGUGGCCACAGGAGACACAGACUUCAAUGAAAAUUCUGUGGGUGUCGCUGAUGAAAUUCCCCCCAACACUGAGCCCUCAUGGUGGGUGGGAGGGGCAGAGGGAGACCUUGGGAGGGGCUGUCAUGACCAGCGGAGUCUGGACUUCUCAGAGGACAUGGAGGAUACAGACUCCCUGACGUGGGAUGGGUGCUCUCUGUCUGCUGUUGGGGAGCUUGAUGGACAUGGCUGCAGUCCUGGCUGGGCUUUAGCUUUCUAUGGGGGCGACUACUUCAGACAGGAUGUGCUAAAUUAUGUGAAGAAGCUCGGCCAACACAGCGAGGAACCGUGUAUAGAGACCAAACAACAGGAACUUCAUCAGCAGCUUAUGAUAGAGACGAGGAAUCUGAAAAAGACAAGAAAUUUCUACCAAAAGCUGAUGCAUCAAGAGAGGAAAAAUAAAGGUUCAGAUGCCAAAACCAUGCUGUCUAAACUCCAAGUUCAGCUUGAGGAGAUGCAAUCCAAAGUAGAGUUUCUGGACUCUGUGAAGAAAUACCUUGAGGUUUUGUGUAUGGAGAACUGGUGUGUGGAGACGCCCCUCUUGCCCUCACUGGCAGCUCAUGAAGAUGCCCCCCUAGUGCUGAUUCCCUCUGAAGAUCCCUCUGUACUUUGCCUGCAGUCCGCAGUGGGUCGAGGAAGAAGCACCCAGACUGGAAUUAGCCCUCUGCUGGCAGGAACCCCCCUGGGCCUCGUGUCGUAUCUGUACAGCAGAAAUGCAUACCUUGAAGGCUAUGUCCAACAAUUCCUGUAUACCUAUCGUUACUUCUACACCCCAAAAGAAUUUCUGCAGUUUCUGAUGAAUAAACUGAAAAGUACAGUUGGCCAGGAAGCCUCCACUGAUCAAAUGAAGGUGUACCACCGGAGUCGAGACCUACUGCAGAGCUGGAUCGAAAACUGCAGUCAGCUGGACUUUCCCCCAAAGUCUAGCCUUAUGCAGGCUUUGGAGGACUUUCUCACUAGGGAGGUGAUUCCAGUUGACGGUGGGGCAGAGAGCUUACUGGCAGCACUUCAGAGCUCCCCCAAGAAGAGGAAUGGCCGUGCCUUUUCAUCUCAGUGCUGUAAUCACACCAGACUUCAAGAGGAAGAUGACGCCCACUCAGUCCGCACUCUUUGCAAACAGUUAUCAGAGGAUUCUGGGAAAAGAAGUUUUCAGUGGAGGAUCACCAGAGUGCUGGAACCCCAAGCCAUCCAACCAAGAGAAAAGCUCUAUUGUAUCGCAGCAGCCUUGCCUCGUCCCUGCUACAGUUCCCUUGUGGAUAAUCUGUCCAGCUCCUGCCUGAAGACUGAAGAGCGACACCCCUUCUUUCAGAAUGAGCACAGUACCCAGUGCUGUGCUCAACAGCUCACUCUGCUCCAACAGGAAAUAUUUCAAGGUUGUCACCCUGUUCACUUCCUCAACUCCAGAGCACAGGGGGUCCGGGACAAAGCCAUAUGUAUCACAAAACCACUAUCACCUGACUCACCGCCAGUAGAGGGCAGCAGCCUCUUUGUUCAAGAAGCAACAGCGCAAGAUAAACACUUGAUUCAGCUACUGAAGCACGAUGAGAACGUCAGCAACUGGGUGUCAGCUGAAAUUGUCAUCUGUGACUCCAUUAAGGCACAAGCUGGUUUGCUUUCAAAAUUUCUUAUGAUGGCCAAGUAUUGUUACGAAUCAAGAAAUUUUGCCACAGCCAUACAGAUUCUUGGAGGACUAGAGAAUGUCAUUGUGAGACAAUUACCAGCAUGGAAACAUCUCUCUGCUAAAGUAUGUGAGGUCCUGGAGGAGCUGAAAGCGGUGCAGGUUUUUCUAAAGAGCGAUAACCUGUGUCUUAUGGAGGGGGAGCAGUUCAAGAGGCAGCCCACCCUCCCAGCAGCUCUGAUACUGGCCAUGCAUGUCCAGCAGCUGGAGAUUGGGGCCUUCACACUCGCCAGUGGAGCCUACAAGUGGCCAAAGCUAAGGAACAUAGCAAAGGUUGUGAGCCAGAUCCAUGCCUUCCAGGAGAACAAGUUCACGUAUGUCCCUGACCGAGAGCUGCAGACCUACCUGCGCCAGCGCAUCGCCUACCUGAGUGACUGUGACAUUGGGCUCCUGGCUGCCGAGAAUGACACCAAUUUCCAGCAAAUCCUUGCCGAACGUCACUCUAAGAAGAUACAAGACACGCUGCGUAAAGUGAAGGCCACUUUCCAGUGACAUUCCCUCAAAGGCACCACAUACCAUGUCUUAUUGUGACUGCAGGUAUACAUACAUGGCAAACGCAGUGGCUAAUAUUGACAUAUUUCCUUAAGCUCAUGUUAAGAGAUGUACCAUAUUGUAAAACACUGGAAAACUGUAUUGAGAUGCAUAGUUUACACCAAAGGUCACCAGCCUAGAGGAAUUCCAGGUGUUGGGGGAAGGGGCCAUUUAAUAGUAUGCUUUUAGCAUGUUCAUAUAUGUUAUAAAAGACCAGGAAUUUUAGGAAACCAAAACCACAUGCCAAGUCUCUUCAUUUAAGUAAUUUUGGAUUCUUAUAUCGAUAUUAUGCAUAACAGCGCUCAAAGAAAAUGUCUCCCUGAUUUUUAUUGGACUCUUCUCUCACCUUUAACAUCACCUUAUCAGAUGAAAUCUGAAUGCAAGAUAGUGCUGAAAGGGAAAUCGGAUUAAAGUGAAUUAUAACACAUUCAUUAGUGUGUAGAUAUGAUUAUAUUUCCAAAUCCAUGGUCUCAAUCAAAACAAUAAGAAGAAGAAGAAUAAAAGGAGGAAAUAAAUUAUGUUUCAUAAUUCUUUAUAGUUUAAAAAGGGUUACAUUUCUGCACAAUGUAAAAGUUCUGUUUUUGUCACUAAAAAUCACUAAAAUAUUUGGUAUUAAUUUACCAUAUGUAUUUGAUUUAUAAUUGAACUAAUGGUCCUAUCUAUUGCGACUAUAGCCGUCUUAAAAUUGCAAUUCAGUUUGAAGGAAACAGAAUGUAAUUUUAUGUGCUUAAUUUUCUGUUUGUAGGAAAUGGUUUAGUCGAAUUGUUUCUUUUGGAUUUAGUUUGUUUUUUGAAGAUUGAAACCACAUGAAGCUUUUUAUUAAGAUGUCUAUUUUACAUCUUAAUUGGCAUCUCUUUAUCAUCCCAUCAGUUGGUUUAUGGGUUAUUUUGGUUAAAUGUAACAAAUGUAACAUAACAUAAAUGUUAUAGGAAUUUCUUAUUGGAAAAAAAGCAUUACAGUACUUUAUACAUACUAGUACCAUAAUUGUUUUAAUCUUUUCAUAUAAUGUCCAUUUUUAAGACUAUGUAUAAUUCUUCUACUGGGCCUGCAAAUGGUACUUUGAUGUUUCAUUUUCCCACGGCAGACUUCAAAAAGAACUGGACGACAUUAGAGGUUUCUACUUGUAAUCAUAAAAUACAUUUUGUGGAA